AUGUUAGGACGUUCUAGAAUAAGACUAGGAGGAUUUGAUGUUAAGGCUUUAUACCCUUACGGUGUUCCUAAGCGUACUUUCCCAUAUCGUGAGCAUCCCAAACAGAUAUCUACCGCUCCCACAGCUGGUGGAUUUUAUGUAACCAAGCAUGCCCUUGGAUGGCCAUUUCAGAUCCCUUUUGAGUGGCUUUUUUACCGAAGCUCUGUCUUUCUCUUUAUUGGAUGUGUAAUGUAUGAUCUCUUUUUUGGAUUCCCUCUUCCUUUAAUGAAGGAAGUACCACCAGGAACACCGAAGCACUUUUUCUUUAACAAUGCGGGGGGAACACCACAUCACUUAUGGCAAUACCAAGAUGGAUGGAAAGUACCGAAUAUGUCAGGUGCACGUCGAUGGGUCGAAUAG
Messenger RNA from Trypanosoma theileri, 399 nucleotides. RefSeq lists its product as uncharacterized. The coding region runs from base 1 to 399 and encodes 132 amino acids. The record is from RefSeq and is a predicted model, not a curated record. Lineage: Eukaryota; Euglenozoa; Kinetoplastea; Trypanosomatida; Trypanosomatidae. The transcript has a single exon.